AAGAAUUUAGAAAGAAAAAAAAAAAAGUCAUCAGCCCAGACUCAGCAGAGAGCAGCAGCUGCCACAAGCUGGGAGUGAUUGGAGUGAGCUGGGACUGAGAUUCCUAUUGUCAUUUGUUAACAAGAUUGAUUGAAGGAUGCCGGAAUUACUUGAUACAGGGACUUCUACAAUAGACAAGCAGCGCGUGCUGCAGAUCACGGAACGCCUGCAGAAGAAGCUGAAAGAUGAAGGGGAUCUCUCUCACCAUGAGAAACUGUGUAUCUUGCGGGAUACACUGGCGAGCCCUCUGUUUAAUCAGAUACUGACUGUGCAGCAGUCAAUUAAACAACUGAAAGAGCAGCUGAACCGCAUGCCAGCUGACCGCUCUGCAGAAUUUGAUUUCACGAAGAAAGGCUUAUUGGUAUUUGAAGCGGACCCCUCUGCCUACUUUGGAGACAAGAGCAACUCUUUGUCCUCGGACAACUUUGACUCCUCGAGAUUUCCUCUGGCCAGCCAGAACUUGAGCGGAGAUGAAUUCAGCAGAAAAAUUCAACGGAUGGCCGAGGGCAGGCAAAUUGAAUAUAUAGAUAUAGAAAAACCGUCUGUGGGAGGCCUUGGGUUUAGUGUUGUUGCGCUGAAGAAUCCCAGCGUGGGGGAUGUUGGCGUGUUUAUCAGAGGGGUACAAGCAGGAAGCCUCGCAGACAGAGAUGGAAGGCUUAAGGAGAAUGACCAGAUAUUGGCUAUUAAUUAUACCCCAUUGGACAUGAAUGUCUCGCAUCAGGAGGCUAUAACCUUAUUACAACAAUCAUCGGGAAACAUACAUUUGGUUGUUGCAAAAAAACCUGCACCAAUUGCCCCUCAGAGCCAAACUAACCAGCUGAGCCAAACUAACCAGCUGGUUGACCAGAUCUGCUGGGGCCACGUGGAAGAUAUUGAACUCAUUAACGACGGAUCAGGAUUAGGAUUCGGGAUUGUUGGCGGAAAAGCCAGCGGCGUGAUUGUCAGAACAAUUGUACCCGGGGGACUGGCCGAUCGGGAUGGAAGACUUAAGACCGGCGACUACAUCUUACAAAUUGGCGACACCAACGUCCAAAGAAUGGCCAGUGACCAGGUCGCUCAAGUUUUGAGGAACUGUGGGAAUUCCGUUAGAAUGGUGGUUGCCAGGAAUCCUCAGGGAAAGCCCCUCGUCAGACCACCACCGCCACCUCCACCGGCCACAUUGCCAGUGGGGUCACUGCCUCCUCUGGACAUCAAAAAUAACAACACUGGAAAUGGUGAGAGCAAUCUGUAUGAUAUUACACUAACCAAGAAGGAAGGUCAGAGCCUUGGAAUAACCGUUGUAGGCUACACUGGAGGAAAUAAUGGUGGUUCUUCCGGUAUCUUUGUGAAGGGAAUAAUACCAGGCAGUGCCGCCGAUCAAAGUGGAUGUAUUCAAGUUCAUGACAGAAUAGUAGCUGUUGACGGAGCAGACAUCCAGGGGUUGUCCAAUCAGGAUGUUGUGACGGCUUUACGUAACACCGGACAAACCGUACAUCUCGCUCUAUCCAGAGGUCAAGUGCCAUCUACCCCAACACCUCUGGAUAGUUCUCCGCAACAAGCAUUGUCCGCUGUGCCACUGGCUCCGCUGCCCGACGUCCCACCAAAGGCUGAAAUAAGUGAUGUGCCUGAUGGUCUUCCAGUCAACACGGGGAACCCGCAGCAGGUGGACAACCAAAGAAAUGAAUGGGAGCAAGUAGAUAACCAAAGAAAUGAGUGGCAGACAGGACCCAUAUCCCCUGAGGCUGAUGCAUUGAAGUUGAAGUGGGAGAAAGGUCUCGGUCCUGAUUACCUAGUCAUGGUGGUUGUUCUGGAUGCUAAAAUUGAAGAUGAUGAAGAGCUACAGAAAUACUCCAAGCUUCUGCCCAUCCACACCAUGAGACUGGGGGUAGAACUGGACUCGUUUGACGGCCACCAUUAUAUAUCCAGCAUUUCCCCGGAAGGUCCGGUUGCCAAACUUGGCAUUUUGCAGCCAGAAGAUGAAUUAUUGGAGGUGAACAACGUGCAGCUGUACGGAAAGUCUCGGCGAGAGGCCGUUUCAUUCCUGAAGGAAGUGCCUCCUCCGUUUACGCUAGUCUGCUGCCGCCGUCUGGUGGAUGACGAAAAUGAGAACUUUGAGGAUGAGCCAAAAAUUUUGGUGAUGCAAGAUGAGCUGGAAGAAGAGGAAGACCCGGUUUUCCAUCCACCACAGUUAGCUGGAAGUGAGCAAUACCCAGAGCAGAAACCAGUGGGAAAUACAGCACCGGUAUACGCUGAUGAUGAUGAUGGUGUUGAGGAUGAUGGAGAAUUGACUUUGUGGUCUCCAAAAGUUGAAAUUGUGGAACUGGAAAAGGAUAAAAGAGGGCUCGGUUUCAGCAUCUUGGAUUAUGAGGAUCCUAUAGACCCAACAAGGACGGUGAUUGUCAUUCAGUCUCUGGUAGCAGGUGGAGUGGCUGAGGAGAGCGGCCAGAUAUUGCCUGGUGACCGCUUGGUCUUUGUAAAUGACAGUUUUAUGGACAAUGCUUCGUUGGACGAUGCUGUACAAAUAUUAACAUCUGUGCCACCUGGAAGGGUUCUCGUUGGCAUUUGCAAGCCAUUGGUGAAUGAAAUAAAAGGAGAACAUGUAUUUAUUCCACACAUGGGUGAAUCUGACGCUGACGUGGACAAAGCAGGAGAUGAUUCAUCACCACAAACUGGCUAUUACCAUGAUAAAUACAAAGAGGAGCCAUUCAUCGAAGAAGGACAAGAGGAACUUGUUGACGAGCCAUCGUUAGCAAUGGGAAGAGCCCUUAAUAUACAGCCCAAUAAUGAAGACGCUUUACAAGAGUCGUGGGAAAUGCACGAAAUAGAGGGAUUUAUAGAAGAAAGGGAGAUGCUUGUGGAUGAUGAGUACACUGAAGACGAAGUUUCUCAUCCGCACAAUGAUCUGUACAUUCUGCAUUAUAAUGGGACCCCACCUCCCUCCGCACAGGGCCCGGCUUACACUCAGCCGUGGCUAGACGAGGCAGCAUACGGAACACAGAAUGCGGGCUUCUUAUCCCCCUUAGAUGUGGACACAUAUGAUGCUCCGCUUCGUAGCCCAGAGGACAUCCCCAUAGAUGUGGAUCACAGUGUAAUCUCUACCCUCAAGGAGCCCACGAUCAUCUUCGACCCAGAUGAAAUUGCCAUAGAUAAGAACUACACGCAGAGGAAAGAUACCAGCACGAUUGCAAGCUCCGUGGCUCAACGCGCUCAGAGACAGUCAUCCCUUGACCUGCCUGAGCGGGAAGAAGGGGAAGGAGAGGAGACCCCGACGUUCAGUCACUGGAGCACCCCCCGUGUGGUGGAAAUUUGGAGGGAGCCUCAGGUUUCCCUGGGAAUUAGUAUCGUUGGUGGACAAACCGUUAUUAAACGCCUCAAAAAUGGAGAGGAGCUGAAAGGGAUUUUUAUUAAGCAGGUUCUGGAAGACAGUCCCGCCGGGAAAACCAACGCUUUGAAGACCGGAGAUAAAAUUCUAGAAGUGUCGGGGGUAGACCUGCGAGAAGCCAGACACGAUGAAGCUGUGGAGGCCAUUAAAAACGCAGGAAAUCCUGUCGUCUUCGUCAUCCAGAGUUUAUCGGCUGCUCCGCGGGUGCUGUCCAUUGUGGCUCCUAAACCCUCAAAGUGUGACAAAGUGAGCACAGACACCUCAGAAAAGAGCGUUUCCCCUGUACCCGGAGGCCCCCCGCCGCCGAUGAAGCUACCGCCUCCGUAUAAAGACUCCGGCAACUCCGUGACAGUGGGCUGUGAUCCAGAAAGUGAGGACAGUGACGAGGAAAUAAGGCAGAGAUACGCUGACCUCCCCGGGGAACUGCAAAUUGUUGAGCUUGAGAAGGACAAGAAUGGGCUGGGCCUCAGUCUGGCCGGUAACAAGGACAGGUCUUUGAUGAGUAUCUUCGUGGUGGCCAUCAACCCGGAUGGACCUGCUGGAAGAGAUGGGCGAAUACAAGUUGGUGAUGAGUUGUUAGAGUUGAACAAUCAAAUUUUGUUUGGAAAAAGCCACCAAAAUGCAUCUGCCAUUAUCAAGUCUGCACCUUCCAAGCUGAAGUUGGUACUUAUAAGGAAUAAAGAUGCUUCUCGCCAAAUGGCCAUCAGCCCCUACCCCUCGCACGGCAGCUCCCAGUUCUCUCACCAGGAAACGCCCGGCCUCGCUGUUUCCAGCAGGACGGAGGAAGCUGAUGUGGGAGAACUGAUGAGAAGCUUCACAGACUCCGAGAUAAGGACAGCUGAAGGUAAAGUGAGAUUGAAUGAUCAGGGGCUGGAGCCGGCCCAGGAGCAGAAUGUUCUAGACCAGCUCGUGAGCCAGCUGAAACAAUCCAAAAGUACUACCAAGAUACCAUACAGUGCCCAGGAUAUAUCCCUAGCUCCGGCUCCGUCGUACACUAUACCGGAACCCGAGCUCACCAGAAACAUCCCUUCUCCACUGGCACACUUUGAUCCUGCAACAUGCCCGAUUAUCCCGGGACAAGAGAUGACGAUCGAGAUUUACAAGGGGCGUUCCGGCCUCGGACUUAGCAUCGUGGGCGGGAGAGAUACCCCACUGGAGGCCGUGGUGAUACAUGAAGUAUAUGAGGAAGGAGCUGCAGCCAGGGAUGGGAGACUCUGGGCUGGUGAUCAGAUUCUAGAGGUGAAUGGUUACGACCUGAGGACCGCCUCUCAUGAGGAUGCGAUAACCGCCCUACGGAGGACCCCGCAGAAAGUGCAGCUGGUGGUGUACCGGGACGAGGCGCAGUACAGGGACGAGGAGAACCUGGAUGUCUUUCAUGUGGAGCUGCAGAAGAAGAGUGGCCGGGGCCUGGGGCUGAGCAUUGUGGGGAAGAGGACUGGGAGCGGAGUCUUCAUAUCUGACAUUGUGAAAGGAGGAGCGGCAGACUAUGACCGGACGCUGAUGCAGGGCGAUCAGAUACUAUCGGUCAAUGGGGAGGAUGUCAGAAACGCCUCCCAAGAAGUUGUGGCCACUAUAUUAAAGUGCGCUCAAGGGCUCGUUCAUCUGGAGAUUGGGAGACUGAGAGUGGGGUCUUGGCCUUCAUCCAGGGACACCUACGAAGCCAGCCAGGUCGGUAGGAGCUGCUCUCAGAGCCCGCAGCCGCCCACCCUCGCCCCCGUCCUUUCCAACACACAGAAGAGAUCAUCCGCUCCGUCCUCUCAGAGGAACUCUGGUACCGAGAUGGAUCCCAGGACUGUGGAGAUAAACAGGGGCCCCAAUGACGCCCUAGGGAUCAGCAUAGCGGGUGGAAAAGAGAGCCCGCUGGGUGACGUUCCCGUGUUCAUCGCCAUGAUCCAGGCCAGCGGCGUUGCAGCGCGCACCAACAAACUGAAAGUGGGAGAUCGGAUUGUCAGCAUUAACAGGCAACCCCUGGACGGGCUCUCCCACACAGACGUGGUGAACAUACUGAAGAAUGCGUACGGCACCAUCACCCUGCAGGUUGUAGCAGAUACGAAUAUUAGUGCGAUCGCCAGCCAGCUGGAGAGCAUGUCUCUGAGUCAGAACGUCAGCUCCGAUCACCAGCAAGAGGAGGGGGAGUCCCCUGUCCCGAAGCUCAUCCAUCUGGAGAAGGGUGCGGAUGGGCUCGGGUUUAGCAUAGUCGGGGGGUAUGGGAGCCCUCAUGGAGACCUUCCAAUUUACGUAAAGACAAUAUUUUCUAAGGGAGCCGCCGCAGUGGAUGGGAGAUUGAAGCGUGGAGACCAGAUAUUAGCGGUGAACAACGAGAGCCUGGAGGGCGUCACGCACGAAGAGGCCGUCGCCAUUUUAAAGCGCCAGAGGGGGAAUGUCACACUGACUGUGUUAUCGUAAUGAGUGACCAUGAGGCAAGCGAGUUGUCAGAGACCGCACCGCGUGUCGUAGCCAUAGGCAGUAGCUGACUCUCCUGCGAGGGACAGGACAAUGGCUGGCUGGGAUUUGUAGUUCCACAGCUGCAGGAGAACAGUAGAUUGCCUAUCUCUGGUGAAACGCGUGCACUUUCCAUGUAGAGAGAUCUGCUCAGUGUCUCUGAGAACCAUUUAGUUCUCUCUGCUUAAUUUAGUGUACAGUGUAAAGCACAUUAACAGAAAACACAUUAUCACCUUAUUACCUUAAUAGCUUUCAAGUCUUCCAGCCGGCUAAUAGUGUAUAGUAUAAGGUCAUUUUGUCCCCUGGUCACUGUUUGAGUUUCCUACAGCCGUUCUUGCACUUUUGGGAUAUAAAGGGUGUAUUAUAUAGGGAAAUGUCAGAGAAUUUUAACCCUUAGAAGAGGACUUUAUCAUUUGGGGUCAUCCGCUACAACCUAUCCCCAAAUAAUUAGUAUUCUAAGAUAUUAGGAUACAGCAUAAACCAUUCCAUGUGUAUUCUGUAAUGAUGAAUACUGUAACCUCUGGUGCUUACGCAAUGAUCGGAUUGUGAGACAGGCUGGUUUCCUGCACACAAUGUUCAUCACUAGACCCAAAGCUUGUACAAUACUUCAGAUGAUCAUAAUUAGCCCCCAUGUGACUGUACGAUCGCCAGGAGACUAAACGCGUCAGGUGAAUCUGCUAGUGCAGUAACCCACAUCCCUCACACAAUGGUGUUGCUGCCUUUCUCGCACCAGACCAAUUAGAAUUAAUUGCUGCACAUCUUUACAUUUGCAGCGUGUUAGUAAAUGACGCCGAUAACGUCUCCCAAUUAGAUUGUGUUUUACAUCCCUCUUCGCCGUACAAUGUAUGCAAAUUAACUCUGCUGUCGCGUAGCCAUUUCUACUGUUUAACUAUUGAUGGGCGUUCUCAAUAUAUAUGUAUAUAAAGCGCGUGGAUAGAUAAAGCUAUAUUUUAUUUAAGAGGUUAAUUUUUCAGAACUGUAAGAGUAAGUUGCUCUGUGCUGCUGCUGCUGCCGCCUGUUUGUUUGGGAUAGAGUAUAAAUUGCUGCUAGCUCGGUUAUUUGUAGACCCCUGGUGGUGGAAAAGGAUUACUGCACCUGUUGUGGUACAUAUUCAUGAAUAAAACCUCAUUAAAUGUAAAGUACAAACGCUACAGGUAACAUUCACUAAAUAUAUGUGUAAAAGGUUUAUAAGUGAAGAUGUUAGAGAUACAUUAGUGUUUCUGCAGAGAUUUUCUGUUGUCUGUCACCCGGGAGCAGACUUUCUUCUUCCCAUAAAUGGUUGGUAAUAAAGAGCUUUUAUAUCAAUGCAAUAGUAAAUAUUUCAAUUUCUGAUAAGGUGUGGGGACUUUUACAUGUGUAGUAUAUAGGUAUUUUGGCUUAAAUCGUUCCUGUCACCUGCAGAGAGCGGUGGCGGCGGCCAUUUUGUGGGCUGAAGAGAAAUUAUUGAGCUAUCAAAUCAUAAGGUACUAGCGGCAUCACUAAGGCAUGAGGCACAAUAUUAGUUCAGCUCUCAGAAUGGCUGCCCUCAGUGUGUCUAGGUGACAGAUCAUUGGCUUAUCAGGCUAUCUGGUGGGAAUAGAUUUUAAUGGAUGAGUUUUAGGAUUUGGCAUCUAAUAGACUUUCACGUAGUGCAUGUGGGAAGUACAGAGGGUGAACACUGGAUGUAUGGAGGCGUUUUUAUUCUGGUUAUAAUUUUGUGUCCUUUAGAGGGCGACGGCUGAAUGUAAUUUGUGUCGUCCUCACCCCAUGAAUAACGUCUGGCGCAUGGAUUUAUAUAAUGGUAAUAAUCUCCCGUGAGUCCGGUGGAAGUGUCUUGUGCCUGUGCAUUAUACAGAACGUGGUACAAACUCAUAACCGUCCCUAGCGGAGAAAUAUUGGUAUAGCGGGGAGAAGGGAACAUCCUGUCCAGUUAUUAAAGAUCUAUAAUUAAAGGAUUGACAGUGUCAUUUGUAGUAGGAUUGGUUUUAUGUUGUCAUUUCCAAAGUAUUUUACAAACCUAUAUUUCCCAGUAUAUGUACGCCACAAACUGGCUCCUCCCACUUGUGACAUCACUCAUCUUACUCUGAACUGUGGCUGAUAUAUUCCAGCGUGUUCUGUAGGGUGGACGUGAUUCUGCUGCCUUUGUUACCAUGUAAUAGAAAUAAAAGUUCUAGAGUUUUCUGAAAUGUAACAAAAAGGUAAGAGUGACUGUUCCGCCAGUACAUCCCUGAGCCGGGCCACUGUUCCGCCAGUACAUCCCUGAGCCGGGCCACUGUUCCGCCAGUACAUCCCUGAGCCGGGCCACUGUUCCGCCAGUACAUCCCUGAGCCGGGCCACUGUUCCGCCAGUACAUCCCUGAGCCGGGCCACUGUUCCGCCAGUACAUCCCUGAGCCGGGCCACUGUUCCGCCAGUACAUCCCUGAGCCGGGCCACUGUUCCGCCAGUACAUCCCUGAGCCGGGCCACUGUACCGCCAGUACAUCCCUGAGCCGGGCCACCAAAUAUUAUUAUUGUUACGUAAUACAGUGUGCCAAAAAAGUGCCCACGGAGCGGGAUGCGAUGUAGGCUCCGCACAGACCGCGGCUAUCGGCCAGUUCGUCCCGGUGAUCAGAUAUUGAAUUAUGUGUCUCCUUCUGCUCAGGUUGAAUCUUUUAUGUGUUUUAUAGGUUUAUUUUAAUAAUUGAAAUUUUCAGCUGAACGCCAAGCUAAUUGUAUUUUACAUUCCUGUCAAACAAUGAAAUGAACAGAAUUUUUUAUUACGCUUAUACAUAUUCCAAUAAAAUAGUUGCUUGCAACACGA
Messenger RNA from Pseudophryne corroboree (corroboree frog), 8620 nucleotides. RefSeq names its product PATJ crumbs cell polarity complex component (gene PATJ). The record is from RefSeq and is a predicted model, not a curated record. The coding region runs from base 137 to 5806 and encodes 1889 amino acids. Lineage: Eukaryota; Metazoa; Chordata; Amphibia; Anura; Myobatrachidae. The transcript has 46 exons. Gene Ontology annotation, molecular function: protein binding.